AUGGACAAAAUGCAAAAAUCAGCUUUUCAAACCUCUUCAAAAGUUCUUCUCAAAGAGCUCAAGGGCUUGAUUACUAAUCCCCUCGAAGGCUUCCAUAUGAUCAAAUACGACGAGAAAUUCCUGUACGAAUGGGAAAUUGGGGUAUUCGGUCCUCCAAAAACACUUUACGAAGGAGGCUAUUUUCCAGUGAAGAUUCGAUUCCCGAAAGACUACCCGUACAAACCCCCUAUUGUACGAUUCACUACCCCAAUGUUUCAUCCAAAUGUCUACGCCGACGGAGCCGUCUGUAUCUCUAUCCUCCAUAGUCCUGUCAACGAUCCGAUGAGCGGAGAACUGGCUUCUGAGCGCUGGAGUCCUUCUCAGUCGGUACGCUCAGUUCUUUUAUCAAUAGUCUCUCUCUUGAACGAGCCGAAUACUUCGAGUCCGGCCAAUGUCGAUGCUUCCGUUCUUUACGGACGGUACAAGCGCUGCACUGAGAAGAAAAAAGCCGCCCACAAAUAUGCGGUUAUCAUUAAGCAACAAGUGGAAGAAUCGCGGAAGCUUGCGAUCGAAAAGGGAAUCGAGCCUCCAGUGACAAUAGACGACUACGUUUCGCAGCGACGAAGCUCGAGCAGUAGUUCAUGGAAUCAGUCAAUGCAGAGCUCUGUUGAUGAAGAUGAUGAACCUUUCUACAAUGACGAUGAUAGCGAAGCCGACAUCUCCAUCCCCCUUGAUACAUCCAUGAACUGA
Oikopleura dioica is the source of this 729-nucleotide messenger RNA. NCBI's taxonomy places the organism in Eukaryota, Metazoa, Chordata, Appendicularia, Copelata, Oikopleuridae. The record is from the annotation of a GenBank genome assembly.